Salpingoeca rosetta is the source of this 837-nucleotide messenger RNA. RefSeq names its product splicing factor U2af 38 kDa subunit. Gene Ontology annotation, molecular function: metal ion binding; pre-mRNA 3'-splice site binding. Gene Ontology annotation, cellular component: U2AF complex; spliceosomal complex. The record is from RefSeq and is a predicted model, not a curated record. The coding region runs from base 1 to 837 and encodes 278 amino acids. Gene Ontology annotation, biological process: mRNA splicing, via spliceosome. The transcript has 6 exons. NCBI's taxonomy places the organism in Eukaryota, Choanoflagellata, Craspedida, Salpingoecidae.
AUGGCUGACUACUUGGCGUCCAUCUUCGGCACGGAGAAGGACAAGGUCAACUGCUCCUUCUACUACAAGAUUGGUGCCUGCCGUCAUGGCGAUCGUUGCUCCCGCUUGCACAACAAGCCCACCUUCUCACAGACGGUGCUGUUGCAGAACCUGUACCAGAACCCUGCCAACAUGCCUGCGCUCUCGGAUGGGCGGCCGGGCUGCGCCAUGACGGAGGAGGAGCUGCAGGAGAACUUUGACAACUUCUUUGCCGAUCUCUUCUGGGAGCUUGAGGAGAAGUAUGGCCCCAUCGUCGACAUGAACGUGUGCGAUAACCUCGGCGACCACCUCGUGGGCAACGUCUACAUCAUGUUCAAGAACGAAGAAGACGCCGAAAAGGCCGUCGAGGACCUCAACAACCGCUGGUACAACGGCAACCCGAUUGUUGCUGAGCUGUCACCUGUCACCGACUUCAAGGAGGCGUGCUGUCGCCAGUAUGAACUUGGCGAAUGCACACGCGGCGGUUUCUGCAACUUCAUGCACCUCAAGCCCCUUUCCAAGUCAAUGCGGGACGUUCUGUUUGGCGACCGCCGCCGGGAGGUCAGCCCGGGCAACAUGCAGUUUGAUGACGGCCCGCGCCGUGGAGGGCGUGGCCGCUUUGACCGCCGUGAUCGCUUUGACCGCCGCGACCGGGGCGGCCGCCACCACCGCGACAGAUACGAGCGCCGCGACAGAUACGAGCGCUACGACAGAUACGAGCGCAGGGACCGCAGCAGGGACCGUGAUCGUGACCGUGAUCGUGACUUUGGUGGCGAUCGCAGGGAGCGCGACAGGGACUACGACGACCGCCGCGACUGA